This is a messenger RNA of Eupeodes corollae, 2249 nucleotides long. It is a transcript of the gene Pdp, whose product is annotated as pyruvate dehydrogenase [acetyl-transferring]-phosphatase 1, mitochondrial. Bases 375 to 1643 code for a protein of 422 amino acids. Gene Ontology annotation, biological process: protein dephosphorylation. Gene Ontology annotation, molecular function: protein serine/threonine phosphatase activity. The transcript is spliced from 7 exons. The record is from RefSeq and is a predicted model, not a curated record. Lineage: Eukaryota; Metazoa; Arthropoda; Insecta; Diptera; Syrphidae.
ACCUAUCAGCUGUCACUUGUGAAAUUUGAUCAAAAUCUUUUCGAAGAAUCGCUUAAAAUUAUAUCAAUCCUCUUGCCUUUCCAAGAGAAGUUUUCAAAAUUGUUCUUUUCUAUUACCAAACAUAGUAACAUUCCCAAAUUGCGAAUUAUUCAAAAUUUCUAAAUCCUAUUACAUAUUUCGGACGUUAUCCAUCCCCCGCAGAGCAAUCGUCUAAGCCCAUAGACAGCAGAACUUCUCCCUAACAUCGACACGAUGGAUAUCAUCUUUUCAACUGACACCCUAUGAUACCCAAUGGCAUUGUGCUUUGUUUUCCAUGAAAAUCAUUCUUAUUAUUGUUGUGUUGCCGCUGCUGCUGACCCUCAACUAAGGUCAACAUGAUAUUGCGCGAGAACGAAUUCUCGCACAUUUUCACCGAUGGCGAAAAUACACUCUUAGGCUACGAGUCAAAUCAGUUGGCAUCGAAUAAACCUGUCGAGGAUUCUCGGACCGAAGCUAGUUUCAUUCAUAAGAACGCCUUUAUUUGUGGUAUCUUUGAUGGCCACGCUGGUUCUGCAUGCUCACAAGUUAUCUCCAAAAGACUGUUGCGUUACAUCGCCGCUGGUUUGGUGGAUCGUAAAACGCUGCGUGAGGAGAUAGCCAAAGGCUGCACUAGUCAAUCAUUUCUUAAGUGUCACAAUGAUUCGGAAGACUUUGUGAAAGAAAUUCAAAAAAUAUAUGAGGAGAGCUUUUCACGAUAUGUGAACGAUAUCGCCAACACAGAAAUGACUCCCGAAGAGGCUAUGGACAAAGCGUGCCUGCAGCUGGACUCUGAUAUGUCCGAUGAAGCCCUCAAACACAGUGACUUGCGGACAAUCAUGGCUGUGGCUAUGUCAGGUGCUGUUGCUUGUGUAGCCCACAUUGAAGGACGUGACCUCAGUGUGGUCAGUACCGGAGAUUGUGCUGCCGUCCUCGGCUACCAAAACGAUACCGGUCAAUGGAUGUCAAAAAAACUCUCCUACGAACACAAUACGGACAAUGUGGCUGAAGUCAAACGAAUCCUGUCCGAACAUCCCCCCCAAGAAGCUGAUACUGUGAUCCGGAAUGAUCGUUUGCUCAGCCAAUUGGCACCGCUACGUGCUUUUGGCGAUUUCCGCUACAAAUGGAGCAACGAAAUUAUGGAAAAAUAUGUCGUGUCCAACUAUGGCGAGAACUAUAUGCCACCUAACUACUACACUCCACCCUAUCUGACGGCAAUGCCCGACAUUAUCCAACACCAGCUAACAGCCGAUGAUAAAUUUCUGGUCAUAGCUUCGGAUGGACUUUGGGAUUUCCUUUCGCCAAAUGAGGUCAUUACUUUGGUUGGUGAGCAUUUAUCGUCAAAGAAGUUCUUGGACCCACUUAAGCUGCCUGAUGGUGAUGUGACCUUGGGUCAAAUAUCAGCUAUUCUUGCAAAAAGGAAAGCUGGCCGUCAAAAAAAGCCACUUGAUCAAAAUUCUGCCACUCAUCUAAUACGACAUGCCCUCGGAGGAACAGAUUACGGCAUCGAACACUCGAAGAUCUCAUACUACUUGACCCUGCCACAGGAUGUAGUUCGCCUCUAUCGAGAUGACAUAACAGUCACAGUCAUUUACUUUAAUUCAGAUUACAUCAAACAACUCUCGUAGAUAAAGUGUUAAUCAUUGUAAAAAUCAUAACAAAAAUAGAUUUAUACAAGUUCCCUCGACCCUCGACCCUUGACGAGAUGUUGUUUUUGUUUUUUAUAAAACAAAUGAAAUUUAUGUGUUCCUGCUUGUUUUGUUUUGCCUUCAAAAGAAUAUAUUUUUAAUUUAGUAUUUUUACGCAUGCUUUUAACUUAUUUUGAAAAAAGAAUUAUAUUGUUAUAUUUAGAGAUCAUAUAACCUAAUCUUUUACAUACAUACGAAGUUUAAUGUUUUGUGUUACCUCAACUUGAACGAAAAAAAAAAUUUGUUCUAUAUUUUGAUAUUUUUAUUCAAAUUAUUAGAAUAUUUUUUAUGAUUAUUCGUCCAUAAACAAUGUGCAAAUAAUAAUUAUUAACAGAAAACAAGAAGAAUUAUAAAACGAAACAAAUGAUUGUGCUAAAACAAAAAAGUCAAUUCAAAAAAUAGUUUUUCUCACAAAAAUAAAAGUUAAUUUUAUUACAAAAACAAAAUAAAUUAUUUAUUUCAGAUGAACUUUUAUUAAAAUAAGACAAACAGUAAAGAAAGGAGACGAUAUUUUUACAAAUACAAUUGUUGCCAUUUUCAUGUGUU